AUGGCCGCCGUGGACAGCUUCUACCUGUUAUACAGGGAGAUAGCGCGGUCCUGCAAUUGCUAUAUGGAAGCCUUAGCCCUGGUCGGCGCUUGGUACACAGCCAGAAAGAGCAUCACCGUCGUCUGUGACUUCUAUAGCCUGGUCAGGCUGCAUUUUAUCCCUCGCUUGGUGAGCCGAGCCGACCUGAUCAAGCAGUACGGACAGUGGGCGGUCGUCAGUGGUGCAACCGAUGGGAUUGGAAAAGCUUAUGCCGAAGAGUUAGCGAGUCGCGGCGUCAACAUUGUCCUGAUCAGUCGGAACAAAGAGAAGUUGGAGGUUGUAGCUAAAGCCAUAGCCGACACCUAUAAAGUGGAAACCGACAUCGUAGUGGCAGACUUCAGCCACGGCCGCGACAUCUACGUCCCGAUUCGAGAAGCCCUGAAAGACAAAGACAUUGGCAUCCUGGUAAAUAACGUGGGUGUGUUCUACCCCUACCCCCAGUAUUUCACUCAGGUCUCCGAGGACAAGCUCUGGGACAUCAUUCAUGUCAACAUCGCCGCAGCGAGUCUGAUGGUCCACAUCGUGCUGCCCGGAAUGGUGGAGAGAAAGAAGGGCGCCAUUGUCACCAUCUCUUCUGGCUCCUGCUGUAAACCCACGCCCCAGCUGGCCGCGUUCUCUGCUUCGAAGGCUUAUUUAGACCACUUCAGCAGAGCGUUACAGUACGAAUACGCUUCCAAAGGCAUCUUCGUGCAGAGCCUGAUCCCGUUCUACGUCGCCACCAACAUGACCUCCCGUAGCAGCUUUCUACACAGAUGCCCGUGGUUGGUGCCUUCCCCCCGAGUAUACGCACAGCAUGCCGUCUCUACCCUUGGGAUUUCAAAGAGGACCACAGGGUACUGGUCGCAUUCCAUUCAGUUUCUUUUUGCACAGUACAUGCCCGAGUGGCUCUGGGUAUGGGGAGCGAACAUUCUCAACCGCUCACUACGCAAGGAGGCCUUGUCCUGCAACGCUCACGCCCCGUGUCUCAAAUAUCGCGAGGCCUUCGCCCCUCGGCUCGGCGUCAGAGCGCGCACGCACGCAAGCCGGCCUCUAGCGCGGGGCACGCUGAGCACGCAGGGCUGGCGAGGGCCCGAGCUCUCAGCUGCAGACCGAAGCUUGAGGCCGCCGCAAAUACUUCCGCCAGCUUCGACGCGCGGACCGCCGUCAGCCCUCUUCUGGAGGCCGCUGACGGCCGCCGGAGCGCUCCGGUGUGUGGGCCGCACCCAGAGGCUGCGAGGUGAGAACGCGGGGCCGGGACUGCGGUGUCGCGAGGACUUCGGGGUGCAGCAGGCAGCCGAGCGCGGGGGACAUCGGGGUCAUGUGUCAGAAUCAACAUUCCUUCACGAUCAUUCCCGUCUGCUACGGGACGACCCCUUCCCUCCCGGUGCCCCGACCCCGGAGGGGCGCCCCUCUCCUGUAGACGAUACAAACGUGGAAGCGAUACCCAUCGCUGGCCCCAGCCGCCAAACUCGCCGCCUUCUCGCUGUGCACCUGGACGGGUUGGUCUCCGACCCUGCCUGGUCAGUCAAUGCGGCCAUCACCUGCAGAUCCCGGUGUUUAUCCUCCCCCGACGGUUAG
Messenger RNA from Chrysochloris asiatica (Cape golden mole), 1596 nucleotides. RefSeq names its product hydroxysteroid dehydrogenase like 1 (gene HSDL1). Bases 1 to 1596 code for a protein of 531 amino acids. NCBI's taxonomy places the organism in Eukaryota, Metazoa, Chordata, Mammalia, Afrosoricida, Chrysochloridae. The transcript is spliced from 6 exons. The record is from RefSeq and is a predicted model, not a curated record.